This is a messenger RNA of Oryza brachyantha (malo sina), 1955 nucleotides long. RefSeq names its product protein NUCLEAR FUSION DEFECTIVE 4-like. Bases 42 to 1661 code for a protein of 539 amino acids. Gene Ontology annotation, cellular component: membrane. The transcript has 2 exons. The record is from RefSeq and is a predicted model, not a curated record. NCBI's taxonomy places the organism in Eukaryota, Viridiplantae, Streptophyta, Magnoliopsida, Poales, Poaceae.
AGUGCUACCACCACCAGCAACUGAGGAAAGCGUUCCUCACCAUGCCUUCCCCUUCCUCGGCCCAUUGGCUGAGCUUGGUCGGAAGCAUCUGGCUACAGACCAUCAACGGCCCCAACUCCGACUUCCCGGUGUACUCGUCGCAGCUCAAGGAGCUCAAGAGCAUCAGCCAGGUGCAGCUCAACUUCCUUGCCUUCGCGUCCGACGCGGGCAAGCUCUUCGGAUGGUUCUCCGGGGUGGCGGCCCUGUACCUGCCACUGUGGGUCGUCGCGUUCGUCGGCGCGGCAUUCGGGCUCGUCGGCUAUGGCAUCCAGUACAUGUUCUUGGACAGCUCCGGCCUCCGGUACUGGCAUCUCUUCGUGCUCACCGCCCUGGCCGGGAAUGGCAUCUGCUGGAUCAACACCGUCUGCUACCUCCUCUGCAUCAACAACUUCGCGUCGAGCAGCCGCGUCGCGGUGAGCCUCGCCACGAGCUACCUCGGCCUGAGCGCCAAGGUGUACACCAGCCUGGCCGAGACGUUUCCCGGGUUGGCCAACUCGAAGACGAAGACGUACCUCCUCCUCAAUGCCGUCGUGCCGCUGUUCGUCACCGUCAUGGUGGCGCCGUCUCUCAGGGUGUUCGACCUCAAGAGCGCGGCUAGCUCGGACGUGGCAUUCCUCGUCAUGUUCGCGAUCACGCUCGCCACCGGCGCCUGCGCUGUGGUCGGCAGCAUCGGCUCGACGGCCAACGGCCUGUCCUCCAAGGAGCACAUGAUCAGUCUUGGCGUGCUGCUGGCCACCCCGAUCCUCAUCCCGGUGGCGCUCAAGAUCCGGGAGACCCUGACCAAGAUACGGGAGACGCAGCGGGAGAACAGGAUCCAUGACCUCGGCACCGACGAGUCAGAGUCCGUGGAGAGCGUCGUCGUCAUCGACGUCCCCGCCGGGGCAAACACGGAGGCAGCCAAGGAGGAGGACGCCGUGGUGAAGAAGCCCCAGGAGGAUGUCGGCGGCCUCCGGCUGCUGAAGAGCCCAGACUUCUGGCUCUACUUCUUCAGCUACAUGUUCAGUGGCACCCUGGGUCUCGUCUUCCUCAACAAUCUCGGUCAGAUCGCCGAGUCGCGAGGGAUCGGGCAGACGUCCACUCUGGUCUCCCUCUCGUCUUCGUUUGGAUUCUUCGGCCGACUGCUCCCAGCCUUCAUGGACUACUAUUCGGCGAAAAGUGGCUACUCCAUAUCGAGGACGGGGUCCAUGGCGUCGCUGAUGGCGCCCAUGGCGGGGGCCUUCUUCCUGCUGCUCAACCAGCGCGACUUCUUCCUGUACCUGGCCACGGCCGUGAUCGGGACGUGCACGGGCGCCAUCACGUCGGUGGCCGUGUCGGCGACGAGCGAGCUGUUCGGCACCAAGAACUUCGGCGUCAACCACAACGUCGUGGUGGCCAACAUCCCCGUCGGCUCCCUGUUCUUCGGCUACUUCGCCGCCUUCCUCUACCAGCGGGAGGCCGGCGCGCGCGGGACGCUCACCUGCUCCGGCGCCGGCUGCUACAGGGAGACGUUCGCCAUCUGGGGCUCGACGUGCGCCGUGGGGACGCUGCUCUGCACCGUCCUCUACGCGCGGUCUCGCAAUUUUGCCGGGAGGCUACCUGUAAGGAUACCGCCAUGCCUCGCCCGCUUAGCUAACCUUGUGUAGAUGCUAGAAGCUUCUCAUCGAUCUGGUCGAUUAAUUUAGCGGAUCAUACACGAAAGCAUCAGCCAGUAGGCGAUGUAAGUAAUUAGGUUUUGUUUCUUUCCACCACCUUUUUUUUUCUUCUUCUUUCCUUUUGGUUUUCUUGACUGAUUAUCCCACGGGGGAUACAGAAAAGGUUUGGAGCCUGAUCAGUAGAUAUUGUGCAGGCUGAUCACCUUGUUUUCUCUGCAUAUAUUCUGAUAUAUGUGCAUCAUAUACGAGUGGUUAAGAGGAAUUCAGGUCUCGUCUUGGCUAAAA